AUGGCUGAUGAAAGUUUGAAAAAAGAUCCAACAUGGAAAUAUGGUCGAUUACAAAAUGACCAAGAUAUAAAUACAUUUGUCUGUGGAUUUUGUUCAAAAGUAAUAAAAGGAGGGGUGUAUCGAUUGAAACAACACCUCGUUGGUGGUUAUAGAAAUGCCACUGCUUGUAGAAAAUGUUCGGAUCAUGUGAAUGAAGAAAUUAAAGAUUACACGACCAAGAAAAAGGAGAUCAAAGAACAAAGAAAUUUGAUUGUGGACAUUGAUGUACAAGAUUACGGCACCGAGGAUGAAGAUGAAGGGAGUGUUGGCGUAAAUAACAUAGUAACAUCAAGUGGCUCGAGCUUGAAGAAGCCAAGACAAAAGGGUCCAAUGGAUGCAUUUUUUACUCCCAAUCCAGAAACUGUGGUUCAAAAUAAAAAGAACGACAAAGAAAAACAAACUUCGUUGAAUGCAGCGUACAAAAAGGAAACAAGAUUGAAACCACCAACAUAUUGUGAGUUGAGAGUCUCAUGUUUGAAGAAGGAAUUAGAAGCAACAAAUGAGUUAAUGAGGAGCCAUAAGGCAGAGUGGGCUAAGGUUGGAUGCACUGUUAUGGCUGAUGAGUGGACCAAUAGAAGAAAUAGGACAUUAAUUAACUUUUUAGUUAAUAGUCUUAAGGGCGCCAUGUUUAUUGAGUACAUCAAUGCUUCAUCUUAUGUGAAGGAUGGAAAGAAGAUGUUCGAGCUACUUGACAAUUUUGUAGAGCGCAUUGGAGAAGCAAAUGUUGUACAAGUAGUUACUGAUAGUGCCUCAGCAAAUGUAAUGGCAGAGAGAUUGUUAAAAGUAAAGCGACCACAAUUAAUAUGGUCUCCAUGUGCCGCUCAUUGUUUAGAUUUGAUGUUGGAGGAUAUAGACAAGAUCUCCAAUAUUCGCAAAGCAUUGAAAAGAGGCAUGGAGAUUACCAACUUCAUAUAUGUUCAUCCUGGAUUAUUAAACAUGAUGCGACGAUUUACUAACCAAAAGAAGUUAGUUAGACUAGCUAAGACUCGCUUUGCUACUGCUUGCAUUACAUUAUCGAUAUCUAACCCACUAGUUCGAGUUCUUAGAUUGGUUGAUGGCGAAAAGAAGCCACCUAUGAGAUAUAUUUAUGAGGUCAUGGAUAGAGCUAAAAAAGCUAUUGCUAAGUCGUUCAAUAAUAAUGAAGAAAAAUACAAGGACAUUUUCAUCAUAAUUGAUAGAAGAUAG
Molecule: messenger RNA, 1224 nt
Organism: Cucumis melo (muskmelon)
Lineage: Eukaryota; Viridiplantae; Streptophyta; Magnoliopsida; Cucurbitales; Cucurbitaceae
Exons: 4
Coding region: 1-1224 (407 amino acids)
Source: RefSeq, a predicted model, not a curated record